GUAGUAUUUUAUACCGUAUUAUACAGUACGAUACGACGACCCAUCCCGGCCGAGGCGAUCGAGGCGCCGCCGGCUGCAUCCCGUCCGCCGGGCGCCGCCCUCAACCAAGAUCUGACUGGCUUUCCCCUUCCGAUCAAUGGAGAAGAGGGCGAUGGUGGGGGCGGCCGGCCUGUUCACCGACGACCUCAUCCUGGAGAUCCUCUCCCGCCUCCCCGCCAGAUCCCUCCACCGCUUCAAGUGCGUCUCCGUGCCCUGGCGCGACCUCAUCUCCGACCCCGCCAACCGCAAGAAGCUCCCCCAAACCCUCGCCGGCUUCCUCUACAUGUCCAUCAGCACCAAUCGGAUCCACCACCACUUCGCCAGCGUCUCCGGCGCCGCGGCCCUGUUCGACCCGUCCCUCCCUUACCUGCACCCAAACAAGGACGAGCGCAUCACCCAGGUGGACGCCUGCAAUGGCCUCAUUCUCUACCGCGGCAGCAACAAGAGUUGGGAUGAUUUCCGUUUUGUAGUCUGCGAUCCGGCCACAGGGAGGUGGGUGGAGCUGCCCCCUCGGCCGACGCCGGCGCCAGUUAACAGAUAUAGCCGCACCGCAGGUCUGGCCUUUGAUCCGGCAGUCUCAUCCCAUUUCCAUGUUAUUCAGUUCGAGGAGACAUACUCGUCGAGCAUGACAGCAGUGAUCAUCUACUCGUCGCGGACAGGAGCCUGGAGCCGCAGGGAUUGUGGGAUCGCUGAGAGAGUAGGCAUGUUCUGCUCUGGUAAAUGCGUCUUUGUUGGCGGUAUGAUGUACGUGAUCGGCAUCCUGGAGCAGUUUGCGUUGGUGGGGGUGGACACGGAGGGGAAAGUGUGGAAGACUAUUAACUUGCCGCGUGUCGGGCCGACAUUUGGCACGAUUGGAUCAUCGCAGGGUUGCUUACACUAUGCUAUUGCUUCCGUCGAUGAUAACGAUAAGAUCCUGGAUUCUGAGAUAUCACUCUGGUGCCUCAAGGAUCACGACAGUAAAGAAUUGGUCCUGAAACACACUGCCAGCAUUGAUAAGCUUAUGAGCACAACGGGGCUGGGGUACAGGGUUGUUGCGAUUCAUCCAGAUUGCGGCACCGUUUUCCUGGUUUCACGCCGAGGAGAUACCUUGGUAGCGUACGAUAUGCAACGUCAGAGAGUUGGUUGUAUCCUUAAUCUUGAGAAAAACAAUAUACAACAAUUUCUACCGUAUGUUCCUCUAUUCUCAGAGCCAUUAGCAGGUGCUGAUGGGCAGUAGUUUCUUUUACCUUCAGACCACCCUUGUGCUUCCUCGAAGAAAUGGCUCUUCUGUGGGCUGAAGAAUUUAUCUGUGCACUUUGGAAUCUAUUUGAAUCAUGCUUCUCAGUUUGCUGGUGCUUACAAUCCUGCUUGCUUGAUUUCCAGCUCAGAGCAAUGCUUGGUAAACCUACAGAUUAUGCAUCAUGGCAUUCUGAAAGAACGUUGUUACCCUUGUUCUUAUUUGUCUAGCACUGGAUGUUAUUCUGGACAUGUAUUAGUUCUACGGGGCUAAAUUGUUAUGUAAUCGGCCUCCUUGUCCAUAACAGAAAGUUAUUAUGAUUAUUAAAUCUUAGUGCAUACUGUCAACCUGCUAAUGUACUAAAAGGUUUAUUCAUACUGGUUGCUGCCUUA
Hordeum vulgare subsp. vulgare (domesticated barley) is the source of this 1647-nucleotide messenger RNA. Its product is annotated as F-box protein At2g23160-like. Gene Ontology annotation, molecular function: protein binding. The coding region runs from base 137 to 1255 and encodes 372 amino acids. Lineage: Eukaryota; Viridiplantae; Streptophyta; Magnoliopsida; Poales; Poaceae. The transcript is spliced from 2 exons. The record is from RefSeq and is a predicted model, not a curated record.